AUGUCGGAGAAGUACAACAGCCACAUCCUGGUGAUGGAGGACCGAGGGACUAACGGGUCUCUUGAGUCUACCGGUACCGCCAAGUCCCUUCAAGGUUCAACCGUUAGUUUCCAUAACGUCCACUAUAAGGUGACGCAGAGGAGUGGCUGUCUGUGUAUCAAGAGGAAGACCACAACCAAAGACAUUCUCAUAGAUCUGAACGGCCUGAUGAAACCAGGGCUGAACGCUAUCAUGGGGGCGACAGGAAGCGGGAAGUCAUCGUUUCUGGAUGUGCUGGCAGCCAGGAAGGACCCAGCAGGUCUGGCUGGAGAGGUGUUGAUAGACGGAGCUCCUCAACCUCCCAACUUCAAAUGUCUCUCAGGAUACGUGGUCCAGGAUGAUGUGGUGAUGGGAACUCUGACUGUGAGGGAGAACUUCCGUUUCUCUGCAGCGUUGCGUCUUCCGUCCUCCAUCAGCCAGAAGGAGAAAGAGGACAAAGUCAACCGACUCAUCACAGAACUGGGCCUCACUAAAGUAGCAGACUCACGGGUUGGUACCCAGUUGAUCAGGGGAAUAUCAGGAGGGGAAAGGAAGAGGACAAACAUUGGUAUGGAGCUGAUCAUCGACCCUCCUGUUCUCUUUCUGGAUGAACCCACCACCGGCCUGGACGCGAGCACAGCUAACUCUGUACUACUACUGCUCAAGAGGAUGUCUAGUCAUGGCCGUACCAUCAUCCUGUCCAUCCACCAGCCUCGUUAUUCCAUCUUCCGUCUGUUUGACAGUCUGACUCUGCUGGUUAGCGGUAAACAGGUUUACCACGGCCCUGCUCAGAGUGCUCUAGACUACUUCUCUAACAUCGGGUACACUUGUGAACCCCACAACAACCCGGCUGACUUCUUCCUGGACGUGAUCAAUGGAGAUUCUACCUCCAUCGCCUUCGACAGGAUAAAGGAAGGAGACGACUCUGACCCAGACAGGUUAACCAGUUCCAGGCAGAACAUCGAGGACCAUCUGGUCCAGGAGUACCGGGGCAGUCAGUACUAUGGAGAGACCAAGGCCCAGUUAGAACGCAUCACCAUGAACAGAGAGUACAGUGUGAAGACUCCCUCUCGGACCAUCACGUACAACACCUCCUUUUCUACUCAGUUCAGAUGGGUCCUGAAGAGAACCUUCACUAACCUCAUCCUCAACCCUCAGACAUCCUUCGCUCAGAUUGGAGUGACUGUGUUCCUGGCCCUCAUCGUUGGGGCCAUAUUCUUCGGAGUGAAGAAUGACCAGAGUGGCUUACAGAACAGGAUGGGUGCUCUAUUCUUCAUCACCACCAACCAGUGUUUCAGUUCCGUGUCUUCUGCUGAACUCUUCAUCACCGAGAGAAAACUGUUCCUUCAUGAGUACAUCAGCGGUUACUACAGAGUAUCAGUCUACUUCCUGUGUAAGUUACUCAGUGACAUCAUCACCUUAAGGACACUCCCUGCCAUCUUCUUCAGCUGUGUGGCUUACUUCAUGAUCGGGUUUAAAGCUACAGUGGAGGCCUUCUUCCUGUUCAUGUUGACUGUAGCUCUGGUAGCCUAUACAGCUACUGCUAUGACCAUGGCUAUAUCAGCUGACCAGAGUGUUGUGGCGAUCGCCAACAUCUUCAUGACCAUAGCCUUCGUCUUCAUGAUGAUCUUCUCAGGCCUGUUGGUGAACCUGCCCAGUAUUGUUGAGUGGCUUGCCUGGUUCCAGUACCUCAGCAUCCCUCGGUACGGACUAACAGCUCUCCAAAUUAAUGAGUUUGUAGGUCUCCAGUUCUGUGGAGACAUUCCCCUCAACGGCACCUUGCCCCCUGGUAUGACAUGCACGGGGGAAGACUUUCUGAAGAACCAGGGGAUCGACUACACCACGUGGGGGCUGUGGCAGAAUCACGUUGCCCUGGCGAUCAUGACCGUUAUCUUCCUGUUGAUCGCAUACUUCAAACUACGCUUCACUAAGAAGUUCACAUAGGGGUCAGGGGUUAAG
Molecule: messenger RNA, 1977 nt
Organism: Oncorhynchus masou masou (cherry salmon)
Lineage: Eukaryota; Metazoa; Chordata; Actinopteri; Salmoniformes; Salmonidae
Product: broad substrate specificity ATP-binding cassette transporter ABCG2-like
Exons: 15
Coding region: 1-1962 (653 amino acids)
Biological process (GO): transmembrane transport
Cellular component (GO): plasma membrane
Molecular function (GO): ATP hydrolysis activity; ATP binding; riboflavin transmembrane transporter activity
Source: RefSeq, a predicted model, not a curated record